AGACGGGCCAUGCAGAGACCAGUCAGUGUGUCGGAACUGACAUAGGACUCAGGAUGCAGAACAUAUACAUGCAGAGCAAUGAGCAAUUUGAAGUUUUUACCACCGUCUUCUCUCCACAAGUAGGCAGAGCAAGACAUCGAUACAGAAAUGAGGAACCAGAUAAGGUGGUGGUGACACACAGAUACGUCCCCCAGUGGCCUGAUGAAGUGGAGCUGACACAAGGUGAUGUCAUCCAAGUCUUUUCCAGACAGGAGGAGGAGAGGUGGUUUGGGCGGCUGCAGAAUGGACAGCAGGGCUACUUCCCUGCUUCCUGUGUCCUCGAGCUCAAUCACAACCUACACCAUAGGGAUGAAGCCUCCAAGAAUGGCAAAGGCUUACGACGACACAGUUCAGUUCACGUUGGGUCUGCAGGGCUCCUUGGGGACUUUGCAGGUGGAGGCAGGCCACAGACCCCAAGGGGAGGGGAGGAGGGUCCCUUCCUGACCCUCAAGCAUGAGGCCCAGGCUUCGGCCCCCAGCUCACCCAGCCUGCUCCACAGGAUCCUGUCCAAACAUCGCAGGAGGAGCCACUGCCAGGGCUCCAGCAACAGGGCCUUCGAACCUGACUGAACCGCCCCCAACCUGCAGGAGGGCACAGCACUCAUCCCACAGCGGGAUGUCCCAUACAUAAAUGUAAUAUAUUAACAUACAUUACAUUGUACUACAGUUUACUCAGCACAUACUGUAGAAGCUAAUGCUUCUAAUUGGCUGAAAAGCAUUCAUUUCAUCAUACCUGUAUCAUUUUGCUAAACACAGGUUGCUAACCAACAACAAGUUCACUUUACUCUAAACUGAUGAGGUUAUUGCAAAUGAAAUUGCCUAUAUUGAAAGGAAAUCAGGGAGGGAGGGAAUCAGCGUAAUUCAGAAAAAAAAAUGUACAAUAUGAAUUUGAUUUUGUAUUUAAAUAGUAUUUAACGUUAACAUGUGAAUCUUUCAUUACCCAGUUUAUUCAGCCCAUAUAUGUAUGAUAAACUGUAAAAUUAAUCUGUUUUAAAUAAAUAAUUUUAUGUGAUUGCACAAAACACACAAUUUUUUACAUACAUACAUACAUACAUAUAUAUCAUAUUAUUAUCAUUAUAGUCUACAGCACAUUAUACUUUCCCAUUAAAGCUGGAAAAUGAAGUAUGACUGCAAUAAGUGGAAAAGAUUCAGUGCAAGAAAAAUAUAAGAUAUGCAUCCAUUUUAAAAUACUACAUUUUAUUUUCUUGAGCUCUGUAACUAAGAUAAAUAUAAUUUAUAUUUUAUAUAUAUUUUUUCCCUGACUCUUCAAUAUGCAAAUGAGCUGCUGUGUUUUAUUGUGAUCUAUGCACAUCCUAAUCAGUAAAGCAGGUCCUUUUGUGUUUGUUAGAAUCGAAAUAUUAACAUCAUCCAACACACCUAAUUAGUUUUAGUCACAAAUGCAGGCCAUUGUUUAAAAUGGCCUACAACCACAACUGAACACAUGUCCCAAUAUACUCAACAUGAUAUUUUCCUCUGUAGUUUAUUUUGUAUAUAAUAGCAAUUAUCCUUGUGCCACAUAGACUUGCUUGACUUGCUCAUACAAGAAACAUGAAUGUGCUGUUACUGUUGGUACAGAUGACUACAGAGUUGGACCUUGUUCAACUUGGAAGCAUGACAUAUAUGACAGAAUGGAAUAUUAAAGUACUAAUUUAACAGACUAGUAUGCCGUAAUAGGAAAAUGUUAUUAGACUGUUUGUAUUCUUAGAUCACUGUAGUUUUAUAUUUUCCUAAUUCCAGAUGUGUAGCAUAUUCAUAUCAUCAGUUUGUCUUGUUUGCCCUGUAUGUAUUGUGCCCUGAAUUAUAAUAUGUAUCGUUUAUCUGAAAUGUAAUGACAAAAUAUGUAUUUUCUUAAAUAAAAAAUAAAAUAAA
Molecule: messenger RNA, 1907 nt
Organism: Astyanax mexicanus (Mexican tetra)
Lineage: Eukaryota; Metazoa; Chordata; Actinopteri; Characiformes; Acestrorhamphidae
Exons: 5
Coding region: 54-608 (184 amino acids)
Molecular function (GO): protein binding
Source: RefSeq, a predicted model, not a curated record